Molecule: messenger RNA, 747 nt
Organism: Sabethes cyaneus
Lineage: Eukaryota; Metazoa; Arthropoda; Insecta; Diptera; Culicidae
Exons: 4
Coding region: 1-747 (248 amino acids)
Source: RefSeq, a predicted model, not a curated record
AUGGCGGUAUCAUGCACAGCAUCGAUUAACAUUAAUAUUGAUGGACUUCCGUUAUUCAACAAUGGGACCGCACAGGUUUGGCCAAUACUUUUUAACAUACACGAAAAACCAGAUUUACCACCUAUGAUAGCGGGAAUUUUUCACGGACACAGUAAACCUAAAAAAGUGGAGCAAUUUUUGGAUGCAUUCGUGGAAGAAAUUCUACCUAUAAUUAAAAACGGACUAGUCAUAAACAAUCAAAUACUCAGCGUUACCAUCCGAGCCGUAAUAUGCGAUGCUCCUGCAAGAGCUUUUGUGAAGGGUGUUGUUAACUUUAAUUCCAUUAAUGGAUGUUUGAAGUGUCAUACGGUUGGUGAAUAUUCAAAGGAGUUACGGACUAUAAUUUUCCCGCAGACAAAUGCUAUUUGUCGGACAGAUAGUGAUUUUAGAAAUACGCCAAAUGAUAAACACCGUCAGUACUACAAAAUACAGCAGGGCAAAGAGAUCGUUAAAGUUCCAAUUCAGACUCCCUUUCUGAAGUUACCCUUAGACAUGAUACAAGAUUUCGUCGUAUCUGACUCGCUGCAUCUGCUCCAUCUGGGAGUGACGAAAAAGCUUCUUCAUUUUGGAACCGUAACGAGUAAUAUUCAUAAUUUAACACACGUAGUUGAAGAUGUCGAGAAGAAAGGCUCGCUUCCGUCUAUUUCUACUUACCCGUUUGAGAAUCAUUUAUAUCAAAUCAAAAAUAUGGUUAGAUCUGGAAGAUAA